Messenger RNA from Lingula anatina, 1158 nucleotides. RefSeq lists its product as uncharacterized. The record is from RefSeq and is a predicted model, not a curated record. NCBI's taxonomy places the organism in Eukaryota, Metazoa, Brachiopoda, Lingulata, Lingulida, Lingulidae.
ACCACCACACAGCACACUACUGCGAAGUGAACAAGACGAUUGAGAGACGUGCUCAGCAUUCAACUGGUUGUGUAUGUUAAAAAUGGUGAUGCUUCUAUCCCAAGUUACUUUUGUUAUCAUGGUGUCUCUCGUUCUCUGGUCUGGUGGCAGGGCCCGUCGUGGUGGUAGACGGGGUCACCAUUAUUCGAGUAGAAGCAGAUAUAGACCUGGAUCCUUCGGUGUCUGGCACCCUUCGGGACAAUGUGAUGUCUCACAGCAGAGUUACGAGGUGUACGAUCACACAUUCGUGUUUAUUAUGGACGGAAAACAUACAGGAGAAGAAUUGGACCCUGUCAGAUUCCUGAACCACCACCGUUGCGCUGGGAGACUCACCAACGAAAGCAUUAUAGAAGAAGGGAAAAAAGCUGUCCAGUUCUUUGAAGAAGGGUACGGCCUCGAUCUGUCUAACGUCACGGAUUCGGAUUUUAUUAAUGGACAAGUCCCAGUUGAGGGUGGAAGACUGAUCUUUAAACCGUUCAUCGUUGACCUUAGUGACAAUUACAGGCUAAUCUCAGAAACGGACCGUUAUUCCGGCAAAUUGCACAAAGAUGUCCCAGUGUCUGAUGCAGGGUGGAUGCUGUCGGUGGAAGAACCUUUGGAUGUGAACGGAACUCUGUUUACCGGACGCCUGGGAUUGCCAGAUACGUUUAUUUUUUAUGCUGACUAUAUCUUUCAGGCCCAUUUUAGAAAAACCAUUAUUCACUACGAGUCUCGGUACCCUAGUGUGGACAUAGGGGGGCGGUUCCAGUUCUUCGAGGCAGCCCUGUUCAGUGACGAGUACGGGGAAGGGUACACCACUAGCAUCUUUGAAGUAGAGCCCGUUACACGUAACAAGCAAGGAAGAGAAGUGCUGACGUUUCCUAAACGGAAAACAAACUAGCCGUCUUGAGUCAGUCUCCGAGUAUGACAGAUGAUAGAUAUGAAUUGAACUGAAUUUCGGAUUCACCUCUCGUUUGCAGUUUUUGAACUGUCAAAAAGUUAGUACUUUAAGUAAUUUUGUCUAAUGAAAAUUCUAAAUGUCACAUGAAGUCAUUUAAAGUGAUAGCGAAUAACCGACAGACAGAAGCUUGGGCCCUUUUCUGGCCAAGAAUUGAUAUAAAAGUGGUUCCGCCCGGGAUC